AUGCUGACGGAGAGAGUCCCUGUCGCCCUGAUGUCCUCAGUUGUCGCCCCGGAAAAACCCACCUCCAACACCAUGGGCCCCAAAGAGGUGGAGCUGAUCCUCGUGAAGGAACAGAACGGGGUUCAGUUCACCUCGACCACCUUAGUGGCUCCAACCCCUGCUCAGACCAACCCCAGCGGGGAGGAGGAGAGGGAGACGUGGGGGAAGAAAAUCGACUUCCUCCUGUCUGUGAUCGGGUUCGCCGUCGACCUCGCCAAUGUCUGGAGAUUCCCCUACCUCUGCUAUAAGAAUGGAGGAGGUGCGUUCCUGGUGCCGUACCUGUUCUUCAUGGUGAUAGCGGGCAUGCCUCUCUUCUACAUGGAGCUGGCUCUGGGACAGUAUAACAGAGAAGGGGCAGCAGGGGUGUGGAAGAUCUGUCCCAUAUUUAAAGGUGUAGGCUUCACAGUGAUCCUCAUUUCCCUCUACGUGGGUUUCUACUAUAAUGUCAUCAUCUCCUGGGCGCUCUUCUACCUCUUCUCCUCAUUCACCGGCGAGCUGCCGUGGGUCCACUGCAACAACACCUGGAACAGUCCCAACUGCUCCGACUGGGCUGACAACAGCUCAGUCAGUGACGUUUACAAGGCCACCCCUGCUCAGGAGUACUUUGAACGAGGGGUGCUCCACAUCCAGGACAGUAACGGUAUCGAUGAUCUGGGCCGUCCACGCUGGCAGCUGACUUCCUGUCUAGCUGUAGUGAUUGUUCUGCUCUACUUCAGUCUCUGGAAGGGAGUCAAGACCUCUGGCAAGGUUGUGUGGAUCACAGCCACGAUGCCCUAUGUGGUCUUGACUGUGCUGCUGCUCCGCGGAGUCACUCUGCCCGGAGCCAUCGAUGGCAUUAAGGCCUACCUCUCUGUGGACUUCCUGAGGCUCUGUGAUGCCAAGGUCUGGAUUGAGGCAGCGACACAGAUCUGUUUCUCUCUGGGUGUGGGGUUUGGCGUGCUAAUCGCCUUUUCCAGCUACAACAAAUUCAGCAACAACUGUUACAGAGACGCCAUCAUCACCAGCUCCAUCAACUCUUUGACCAGUUUCUUCUCCGGUUUUGUGGUCUUCUCCUUCCUCGGGUACAUGUCCUACAAGCACAACGUAACCCUGGACAAAGUUGCCAGAGAUGGUGCUGGUUUGGUGUUUGUUAUUUACCCAGAAGCCAUUGCAACAUUACCUGGGUCGUCAGUGUGGGCGGUUAUCUUCUUCAUCAUGCUGCUGACGCUGGGCAUUGACAGUGCAAUGGGUGGGAUGGAAUCGGUGAUCACAGGACUGAUUGAUGAGUUUAAAUUCCUCCAUAAGCACAGAGAGCUGUUCACCCUCUUCAUCGUCGUUUCCACCUUCCUCAUAUCUCUCUUCUGCGUUACAAAUGGUGGGAUGUAUGUGUUCACUCUGUUGGACCACUUUGCGGCAGGGACAUCGAUUCUCUUUGGAGUGCUUAUUGAAGCCAUCGGCAUCGCAUGGUUUUACGGAGUGGACCGGUUCAGUGAUGACAUUGAGGAGAUGAUUGGCCAGCGACCAGGAAUGUACUGGAGGCUGUGCUGGAAGUUUGUCAGCCCCUGUUUGCUCCUGUUCAUGGUGGUGGUGAGCUUCGCCACGUUCAACCCACCAAACUACGGCUCCUACAUGUUUCCUCCAUGGGCUAACAUGGUCGGGUGGUGCCUGGCCAUUUCCUCCAUGACCAUGGUGCCUCUGUACGCCAUCUACAAGCUGUGCACGCUGCCUGGAAAGUUUUGCGAUAGACUGGCUUACGCCAUCACCCCGGAGACAGAGCAUCACUUGGUAGACAACGGGGAGGUUCGGCAGUUCACACUGCAUCACUGGCUGGUGGUCUGA
Chelmon rostratus (copperband butterflyfish) is the source of this 1857-nucleotide messenger RNA. It is a transcript of the gene slc6a3, whose product is annotated as solute carrier family 6 member 3. The record is from RefSeq and is a predicted model, not a curated record. Lineage: Eukaryota; Metazoa; Chordata; Actinopteri; Chaetodontiformes; Chaetodontidae. Gene Ontology annotation, cellular component: neuronal cell body membrane; neuron projection; presynaptic membrane. The transcript has 15 exons. Bases 1 to 1857 code for a protein of 618 amino acids. Gene Ontology annotation, biological process: sodium ion transmembrane transport; dopamine uptake involved in synaptic transmission. Gene Ontology annotation, molecular function: norepinephrine:sodium symporter activity; dopamine:sodium symporter activity.